Molecule: messenger RNA, 1703 nt
Organism: Fusarium vanettenii 77-13-4
Lineage: Eukaryota; Fungi; Ascomycota; Sordariomycetes; Hypocreales; Nectriaceae
Exons: 3
Coding region: 213-1286 (357 amino acids)
Biological process (GO): transcription-dependent tethering of RNA polymerase II gene DNA at nuclear periphery; RNA export from nucleus
Cellular component (GO): nuclear pore
Molecular function (GO): ubiquitin binding; RNA binding
Source: RefSeq, a predicted model, not a curated record
GCUCUCAGCUUUGACGGCGCGACAACGACUUGUCCCUCUUUGUUUCGAACGCAAUCGAUCUAGAGACUCGAGAUACGGUGCGGAUAUUGCAACAUCUGGCACGUUUGCGAUAGCCACGACCCUUUGACACGCGAGAUCCUUACGCGCCGACGACCACGCAGAAAAGUCGACACCAUCCUUUCGAAACUCACCCAACAACUCCCUCCGCAACCAUGUCGACACUCUUUGGUGGCGCGUCGAGCUCGUCGACGAGCACCACCGUCGGCGACCUCAAGGCUGAUGUCGCGCUCGAAAUGCCUCCCACCGACAGCGUCUCCGACCUGGCCUUCUCUCCCGCGCCCAACGGCCCCGACUACCUCGCCGUCUCUAGUUGGGACUCCAAGGUCCGCAUCUACGAGAUUGAUGGGAAUGGCCGGAGCCAAGGUCGUCAUGUCUACGAGCAUUCCCAACCCGUUCUGAAUGUCGACUUUUCCAAGGACGGAACCAAGAUCGCCUCAGCAGGCGCUGACAAGAACGUCAAGGUCUGCGACCUCGCCUCGCAGCAAGACAUGGUCGUUGGAACGCACGACCAGCCCGUGCGGACGGUCCGCUUCUUCGACAGCGGCAACGGGCCCAUGGUGGUCUCUGGCUCCUGGGACAAGACGGUCAAGUACUGGGACCUGCGGCAGCAGCAGCCGGCCGCGACCCUGUCCUGCCAGGAGAGGGUCUAUACCAUGGACGUCCGCGACAAUCUCUGCGUCGUGGGAACCGCCGACCGGUACAUCAACGUCAUCGACCUCAAGAACCCUACCAAAUUCUACAAGACUCUGCAGAGCCCGCUUAAAUGGCAGACCAGGGUGGUUAGCUGCUUCACUGACUCUGCGGGCUUUGCUAUUGGUAGUAUUGAGGGUCGUUGCGCGAUUCAGUAUGUCGAGGACAAGGACUCGAGCUCCAACUUCUCCUUCAAGUGUCACCGUGACCCCCCAGCCAACAGCGUCACCAACGUCUACGCCGUCAACGAUAUCUCGUUCCACCCCGUCCACGGCACCUUCAGCACGGCCGGCUCCGACGGUACGUUCCACUUCUGGGACAAGGACGCCAAGCACCGUCUCAAGGGCUACCCCAACGUGGGCGGCAGCAUCACGGCCACCACCUUUAACAAGAACGGAAGCAUCUUUGCCUACGCCGUUAGUUACGACUGGGCCAAGGGCUACCAGCACAACACUCAGAACUACCCCAUCAAGGUGAUGCUGCACCCCGUCACCAACGACGAGUGCAAGCCCAGGCCGUCCAUGAAGAAGCGGUAGACAAACUCCGACAUGUCGCGUGGGGUUUCUGAUGGGCGGUGAAAGAGGGACGCGGGACGGGACGCAGACGAGGCUCCAUGAGCCGUCGGCUGGUUGGUUCGUUAUUGGUUGCCUGCAUCUAACCUGCGAAUAUGUACUGUACGACAAAGUGGCGAGACCCAGAGAUUGACAGGAACAGAGGCCAAAAGGGGAAAGGAAGGAAGGGAAGGGAAGGGAAGUUGAGCCGGAACAUGGAGGGGGGUUGCAGGUGGUGUUUUACGAGAGAUGAUACCAUAGACACAACACAACAUCAACACAACAUCAACGCAAAACUCGGCGCAGCAUGACGCUCGAGAGGCGCAUCAAUCAUUCUCACUUCUAUAGUAGUUACUUGGCUUUGAAUUUGGCGAAUGGUUAUUUAGUAAUUUAUUCGCAUGG